AUGAGCCCAGACUACUCCAAAUUAGCCCAAUCACAUCCUGCUCCCAAAUGGGACCAUACUCCCGAACAAGUGAUUUCAAUUGCUAAGGAAUUGAUAGCCAAAGAGAAGUCUCUUAAUGAUAAAAUAGCCGCAAUUCAAGACCCCACUAUUGAGAAUGUAUUCUUACCUAUUGCUUAUCACUCUAACGAUACUGCGUUACUUGAACAUCAAAUAACCUUCUAUCAACAUGUGUCUACCAGCAAGGAGUUAAGAGAUGCUCUGACGGAAGCCGAACAGUUGUUACAGGAAGCUGGAAUCGAACAAAAUAUGAGAACAGACGUUUAUCAAGUGUUUAACAAGUUGUAUCAACAAGUUGUGGAUUCAACGUCUCUUGAUCCAGAAACCAAACGGUAUUUGGAUAAGAUCAACAUUUUCUAUAUCCAGAAUGGGUUGCAUUUACCAGAAGACAAGAGGAAUGUUGUUAAGGAUUUGAAGACCAAAUUGAGUAACUUAUCCACUGAGUUCAGUAAGAACUUGAAUGAAGAGAAGGGUUCCAUCUCCUUUACUGCCAACCAAUUGGAUGGUGUACCAAAGGAUGUAAUUGACCAGUUCAAGAUCCAAGAAGGUGGUGAGGAUGGCAAGGAGACUCUUUACCAGAUGACCUUCAAGUAUCCAGACAUUAUACCUGUUUUGAAGUACGCUAAGGACCAAGAAACAAGAAAGACUGCUUAUUUAGGGGAUCAGAAUAAAGCCCUGGCCAAUGCUGGCAUUUUGGAGGAGAUGAUUCGUCUUAGGUUCAAAUUAGCAAAGACUUUGGGGUAUCUGACUUAUGCCGAUUAUGCUCUUCAAGAGAGAAUGGCCAAGAACCAAGAGAAUGUAUUAACAUUUUUGAAUGACUUAAAGAGUAAGUUGACGUCGAUUGGAAGAAUUGAACUCAAUAAGUUAAUUGAGUUCAAGAAUAAGGAAUUGGAAUCAAGAGGGAUUCCUUCACAACCAGCCAUUUAUAACUGGGAUAACUUUUAUUAUAAUAACUUACUCUUGGAAAAGGAGUAUAAUGUUGAUCACCAAAAGAUCUCCGAAUACUUCCCUAUGGAGAAGACCAUUAAGAAGAUGUUUGGAUUCUAUGAGCAUUUAUUUGAUGCUAAGUUUGUUGAGACCACCACCAGCAGUAGUACUGUUUGGCACGAAGACGUCAAGCAAUACGCUGUGUUCCAAGACAUUGCAAAGGGUACCCCACAGUUCAUGGGUUGGUUAUUGUUGGAUUUGCAUCCAAGAGAAGGGAAAUAUGGCCAUGCAGCCAACUUCACUUUGGGUCCUGGAUACUUUGAUGAACAAGGCAACAGAGUUACUCCGGUGACAUCACUUGUUUGCAACUUCACCAAACCCUCAAGCGAGAAGCCCUCGUUGUUGAAACACAAUGAGGUGACCACUUUCUUCCACGAACUUGGCCAUGGAGUCCAUAACUUGUUGUCGGUCACCAAGUACUCUCGUUUCCAUGGUACCAGAGUUGAACGAGACUUUGUGGAGACCCCCUCGCAAAUGCUUGAGUUCUGGACCUGGUCCAAGGACGAGUUGAAGAACCUCUCGUCCCACUACAAGACCAAUGAGCCAUUAGACGAUACUACGAUCGACCAAUUGAUCCGAAGCAAGAACGUCAACAAGGCCAUCUUCAACUUGAACCAGUUAUUCUAUGGGUUAUUCGAUAUGACUCUUCAUACCGUCGCGACCGAAGCAGAGCUUGAGAAAGUCGACUUGACCAAAUUGUGGAACGAAUUACGUGAACAACUCACAGGCAUACAACGUGAUAACAACGAUACCAAGGGGUACGCUUCCUUUGGUCACAUUGCUGGGGGGUAUCAAGCAGGAUACUAUGGAUAUUUAUAUUCCCAAGUGUUUGCCAAUGACAUCUACUAUACCUUGUUCAAGAAGGAGCCGAUGAACGUGGACAAUGGUUUGAGAUAUAGAGAUGCUAUCUUGAGGAGAGGAGGGUCCAAGGACAUCAUGGACUGUUUGACCGAGCUCUUGGAACGUGAACCAAAUUCUGAUGCCUUUUUAGAAGAAUUACUUGGUGCCCAAUAA
Lizanozyma spartinae is the source of this 2058-nucleotide messenger RNA. RefSeq names its product metalloendopeptidase (gene PRD1). Lineage: Eukaryota; Fungi; Ascomycota; Pichiomycetes; Serinales; Debaryomycetaceae. Bases 1 to 2058 code for a protein of 685 amino acids. The transcript has a single exon. Gene Ontology annotation, biological process: proteolysis; peptide metabolic process. The record is from RefSeq and is a predicted model, not a curated record. Gene Ontology annotation, molecular function: metalloendopeptidase activity. Gene Ontology annotation, cellular component: mitochondrial intermembrane space.